Molecule: messenger RNA, 309 nt
Organism: Necator americanus (New World hookworm)
Lineage: Eukaryota; Metazoa; Nematoda; Chromadorea; Rhabditida; Ancylostomatidae
Exons: 1
Coding region: 1-309 (102 amino acids)
Source: RefSeq, a predicted model, not a curated record
AUGCAAUUAGCCAUUCUGGACCUUGAAGCAACUUUCGACUCUCUUCAUCGAGAUCGUCUUCUCAACGCGCUCCGCGCCGAUGGAGUACCAGGAAAGUUCAUUGGCCUGCUUGAUGACAUGAACCAACAAAUAACUGCUGCAGUUCGAACAGCAGCCGGAUAUACAACACCAUUCAAGGUGGUAACUGAAGUAAGACAAGGGGUAGUAGCAGGACCCUUUCUGUUCCCUUCCCCCGUCGACGAUAUCAUGCGAAGAACAGUAGAUCGGUGUCCUGCCGAUAUCAUCGUAGCACCAUCAGGACGCUCUUGA